GGUUGAUGCCUGUGGCUACCCUGGAUAUGAGGUUCUGACAUAACUGAGUAUUGUGUCAAUGUUCAAGAAAAAUUAAAAUGUAAGCAUUUUUGUAUUUAACGACGAAGAAUGUUUGAAAUUUGACAGAAACAUUAGUUCCUUUUACGUCUAUUCUGCGAUAUUGAAAUGGCUCACAUGCUCUUUGAUGCAUUAAGUGGUGUAUCAUUGGACAAUCACACAGUACAAUCAAUUUUAGACUCGACAACUCUUACCAGCACUGGCCCUCCAACUACAAUAACUUUGGAUGAAGAAGAUGUUUUCCAAUGUGGUAAAUGUAAAAAGCAAUUCACGUCAUUUUCCUUGUUUAUGUGUCACAAAAAGGAACAUACAGCAGCUGGGGAUCAUUUUCAAGAAUCCGAAGCUGCUGAAUCUGCUAAUUUUCAGCAGCUUGAAGUGCAAGCCUUGGAUAACUCUAUUUGUGCAUCAGAAUUAUGUCAACCUAUAAUUCUGAGUGAAGCUGACAUUCUGUCAUUUAGUAUUGAUGAUGAAGAUCCUCUUAACAUUGCUUCUACGCAGGUUACUUCCUCUGCACCAAAUGUACCUGAUGGAAGUUCAUUUAUAGCAACUAAUUCAGAAUCUAGUGGUAUGAAACAUCUUGCAGAUGGUUCAAACAGUUUUGAAGGUGCUAGCCAACCCAUAAUAUUAACUUCUCAAUCCCAGCAAUUCUCAUCUGGAUUGCCUUGUAUUCAACAAGUAACCUCACAAGGUAAAUUGAAUUCAUGUUCUGGAGUUUCUUGUGGUAAGGAUGUUUCCCAGAACAUUAACAUUCUGGCAACAUGUCCUGAGAGGAAUCCAAAAGGUUGCAAGGUUUUACUGCCAAAUAUAGAUUAUAUUGAAGAAACUGAUAAUGGGGCUUUAUUAUUAGAAUGUGAUAAAGCAUCUGAUAAAUUGUUGCAAUAUGGAAAUGGAACUGUAGAGAGUGAUGGAACAGUCCUUCUUGAUUAUUGUGAUGGUGAUGCUAGAAAAACUUGUAAGGUGCUCUUGAGCAAUGGAGAAUACACUGAAACAAGUAUAGAAUAUAUAGACAACACAACUGAUUUCUGUGAAUAUUCAAAUAUCGCUGGAGUUUGUGAGAGUGGUGCACAAGUUGGGCCCGAAACAGUAUCUGUGAGCUUUCUUGAUGUCAUUAAUUCAUCAAAUGGUUCUUCUGUGACUUUAGAUCUUUCAAAAGCUAUUAACGAAGUAGUGGAUACGACACAGAUUUCAGCACACGAUCAGAACUUUUCAGUUGCAAUUACAAAUCAACAUAACAGUGCUGUUACUGAAGUUGAUCCCUUAUCUGGAGACAUUUGUCAGAAUUUAGGUAAUGAGUAUGGGUCUGGUGAACAACUUUUGGAUAGUAAAGAUAAUGGUCGAUCUUCUACUGUGAAGGCUCCAAAGGUGUGGCCUGAUGGUUUCUCCAGGACAUUGCCCAAAGAACCUCUCCAAAUUUUAGAGAAGCCACCAAGCAAUGAGGGGUGCAAGAAGACCAAGGAAGCUAGUGAUGAUGGUGAAAACAUAAUUGUUAUAGAUCGUUCUUAUGUGUGUCAAUACUGUGAUACAUCAUUCACCUCCUAUUUUGAACUCAAAACUCACAUGAAAAAGCAUUCUCAUCAAAAGGUCUAUAAAUGUGUUCAACGCAAUUGUCAGAAAACCUUUGAAGAUCUAGACAGUUUCUUAAAACAUACCAAAGUACAUACUGAUGAAGUUCAAUAUUGCUGUCAUGUAUGUUUUAAAAAGUUUAAUACAUUAGCUGAUUUGGGAAUACAUCAGUACACACACAACUCGUGGAAUAAAACUAAUAAUAAAAAUACAAGGUACUUUCUUUGCAUGAAAUGUAAAAGUAAAUUUACAUCUUCAAAAGCUUUGGACCAUCACUUAUCAACAACGAAUCAUCAUUUUCCUUGUGCACACUGUGGAAAAGUGUUUACAUGUGAACGUUAUUUGAGACGACAUUUACCAACACAUGGUACUCCUGAGAGGUACACAUGUCCUACUUGCGGCAAGGGCUUCCGUACUGAACAGUACCUGAACACUCAUCGCCUUAUUCAUAGUGGAGUUAAGCCAUAUACCUGCAUGCAUUGUCCUGCAGCAUUUAAUCGCAAAGAUAAAUUAGCUAGACAUUCUUUGAUUCAUCAGUCUGUAAAAAAAUUCAAAUGCCCAUUUCAGAGUUAUUUAGGAUGUUCAAAAGAAUUCAAUCGUCAAGAUAAACUGAAAGUUCACAUACUGACUCACAGUGCAGUGAAACCAUUUCAUUGCAGAAAAUGUAAUAAAAUGUUUCAUAAACAGAGUCAGUUAAAAGAACAUGAACGAGGCCAUCAUGCAACAGAUGCUCCAUUUUCUUGUGUACAGUGUGGUUUGAGAUUUAAGAAGAAAGUUCAUUUAUCUACCCAUGUUUGUGGCUCUGGUGAAGGUCCUUUGGAACCAAACACUUGUCAAGAAAAAUCAUUGGAAACAGUGCCUCUUGAGGCUAUAACUGCCAAACAAACACGAGGUAGAAGAUUUAGGAAGGUUCGUUGCAAGAAACCUCUUUCUUCUCUGUCAAAAGAAAUAGAUAACCUUUCAGGGCAGAAAGAAUCUGCCAAAGUCAUAGCACCUUCUGUUAAUCAUACUGACUCAAAUGGUGAAAAUGAGAUUGAUGGUGUUCCAACAAUUGAAAUUAUUGUCAUGCCUGUGUCUAUGAAACAGAGAAAUGACGAGAAAAAAGGAGUUUUUCAUGUAACAUUUCCUUCAUCUCCAAAUGGUGGUGAAAUGCAAACAAAAUCUGUUCAAAGCAAUGUAAGUAACGCUUUGGAUAAUUCCUCUAAACAUGUACCUGAAGGGCACAAUGGCCAGACCUUAAUGGCUAGUAUAGAUGCUUUGGAUGAAGAAAUGAAAGUAGAUGCAGUUGCUUAAACUAGGCUGUUCUUGCCGUUUAGAUGUAUGUCUUGAAAAUGCUGUGUGGUUGCAUAAGGAGAAAAUAUUUGUUUUCCUGGUACUGACUCAUUUAAUGAAAGAGAGAAUUAGAUUCUUGAAUGAAGUAAAUGCUCACUAAUGAAAAUAGAGUAUGCUAUCUUCAUGUAAUGGAAUUACGUAUUUUAUAAAAUAAAUAUUUGAUGAAAUAGUAGUUACUUCCAAUGUAAAUGAAUGUGUUAUGGUUAUUUUUUCUGUAUUUUAUAUUUUAAUUGUUUGUGAAACUUCUUUAAUAAUAUUCGUAUUUUUGUAAUUUAUGUGUGCAAAUGCAUUGCAAAUGCCUUUUGUUAUUUAGUUACUAAGAAAGAGCUUCUCUAAAGCUAAUUUUAGUAUGCUUUUUUUAUUACAUUGUUAAGUAAGACAAUUUCCAACAAGCUUAAUUAAUUAGUAUAAAGAAACAAACUUGCCUUGUUCUUGAUCUGUGAUAUAUGAAAUAACUGUUUGUUGUGAAAAUAUUGUAUAUAGUUUAAUUCCUAAGAAAAUUGCAUUUGCUACUUUUGAUGUGGGUACAGUAUUAGACACAGAGAACUGAUUUUGUUUCUUAAUUUAAUAAUGUACAGUAGUUGAGAAUGGGAGGAAAACCUAGUUUAUCCUAUUAGACUGCAACUGUGCAUUUUAUUUUUUAGUCACUAUGAUAGCUAUGUAUAACCCACAAAAAGAUUAUGCAGACAUUUGCAUAUCUGAUAGUGAUCUUUUAUUUCAUUAAUGUUGUGCAUCUCGGUUGUUGAUGUAGUAGGCUGUCAUAAGCACAAAGUGUUAUUUAAUUAAUUUAUUUAUUUCAUAUGAGAUUCAGCUCUUAGGUAGUGUUUCAGGUUUUUAUUUGCAAAAAAUACUAUUGCCAAGAAUAUAAUACCUGGCUUACUAUUAUUAUUAUUAUUAUUAUUAUUAUUAUUAUUAUUAUUAUUAUUAUUAUUAUUAUUAUUAGGUAUUAUUAUUUUAUUUAUUUUUUAAGCUGAUGAUAUUACAUAUAAAAACAUAUCUGUACUUUGAUUUACCAGAAUUUUUUAGGUAAUUAGUUAAUCUUUGAGGAAUAGUGCUUUGAAAUGAUAUUGAUGUUUGUGGGUUUGAUUUGUUUAUUCGAAGCCCAUUUUGUUAUUUUCAUCCUCCCCCCCCCCUCCCAUCAUUAUGUAUUUUAGGGGAAAAUUAAAGAUAUUCCAGUAGAAUGUAAUAAAAUGCCCAAAGUUGAUAAGUUUUUGCAUUGUAAGCAUUCCGUUUUUUUACUAAACAUGUGAUUUAAUAAAAUUAAACUUGGGGGUUUUGAAGUGCUCCGUUUGUGAUAAUAGCAGACAUAAUGUUUUACGAUUUUUAGUGGCCUACACUUAAAAGGUAGUGUAACAGACAUUUCUGCUUCAAUUGAAAUUCUUUAUUUGAUCGAUUGUAUUGUGUUUUUAAAAUAAUAAGACAAAAUUCUGUACAUUUGUGCAUGUAACUCAAGUGAUUAUGAACGAAUGUUUCUGCCAGGUAUUGUAUGUUGGUGAUAGUCAUUUCUAAGCAGCACGGUUACCACUGAGGUAAUUUUUGAUUGGCUAUGUUAAUUUUGUCUAGUAUGCCAUUUGUUAAUGUGUGGUCAUUUUCUAAGUCAGAUGUGUUUUUUGUUAAUACAGAAUAGGAACCCACAACUUAGCAUGAAUGUGAUUCAGACUUUCAGUUGUCUUCUUCAUUGUAAUCUUAUGACUGAUUCGCUUUUACACAUGUAUAUCUUAAGUAUUUUCUAAUAGAAAUUUGGUUUUUUGUUUCAUUACUUCUGGUGCCAUGAGUUUGAAAACAAAGUGCAAAACACUUCAAACUGACAUUAAAAUAAUGUAUAAAAACUACUGCUAAAUUUUGGAGAAAUUUGAUAGAAAGUUUGUAUAAUUUGUUCAUCAAAUUUUAUUUGUUCAAACUGUAGACCAUUUUGUUUACACCAUCACUGUAUUUGUAGUUUCUGCAAUAAUCAGGUGCCAUACAUUUAUGUAACAAAACAUAAAAAUAUAUUUUUUCCAUGUAAAAUGCACUUUUUAAAUGCAAUUACUGUGUAUCUGUAAGUUAAUAUUUUAUUGUUUAUUUUUCAUCACAAUUCCACCAUUGUGCUGUGGGGUAAUACUGUUGUAGCUAAGAAACUGAAAAACCUCGGACUUCCAUACAGUUAAUGCUGUAUACUCCAAUGACAUCACAAUUCACUGAUAUUAUUCUAAAAUAUGUUUUAUUGUCUGAUGAUUAGCAAAUAACAAAUUUCAUUA
Gryllus bimaculatus (two-spotted cricket) is the source of this 5189-nucleotide messenger RNA. NCBI's taxonomy places the organism in Eukaryota, Metazoa, Arthropoda, Insecta, Orthoptera, Gryllidae. The record is from the annotation of a GenBank genome assembly.